AUGUGCCAAUCCUCUUUCAAAUCCAUUUGUAGAGAAAAAUACUGUGAUGAUAUUUGCAGCUUCGUUCCCAUUCUGGAAUAUGUAGCCUCUAACCGCACUUCUCUGCUUGGCCUGCAGGGGGAGCGUGUGUGGCUGCGGGAGGAUGAGCAGUACCUGCCCAGCACCGUGUCGUCCUGCGCCGGCGGAGUGGUCGUCUUCUCCACCGACUACGGACAGGUGUACACGUACAAGCAGAACGCUCUGACGCGACAGAAGGUGCAGCCCAUGCACCUGAGCUCAGUGCGCUCUGUGGAGGACAUGUCUGCUCUGGACGACCUGCACGACGGAGCCAUUAUGUACAACCUGUACCUGCGCUACCAGCAACGCCUCAUCUACACCUACAUCGGCUCCAUCCUGGCGGCGGUGAACCCCUACCAGACGCUCCCGGGGCUGUACGACCGCGCCGCCGUGGACCGCUACAGCAGCCAUCACCUGGGAGACAUCAGCCCGCACAUCUACGCUCUGGCCAACGAGUGCUACCGCGCGCUGUGGAGGAGGCCCUGCAACCAGUGUGUGCUCAUCAGCGGGGAGAGUGGAGCGGGUAAGACGGAGAGCACUAAGCUGAUCCUGGGCUUCCUGUCAGCCAUGAGCCAACACUCGCAGGAGCUGGCUUCCAGAGACCGGACGUCCCACGUGGAGGCCGCCCUUCUGGAGAGCAGUCCGAUCAUGGAGGCCUUCGGGAACGCCAAAACCGUCUACAACAACAACUCAAGUCGUUUCGGGAAGUUUGUCCAACUUCACUUCAGCCAAAAAGGAAACAUCCAGGGAGGACGCAUCGUAGACUACCUCUUAGAAAAAAAUCGAGUUGUGCGUCAGAAUCCCGGAGAGAGAAACUACCACAUCUUCUACGCUCUGUUGGCUGGAACCAACUCGCAGCAGAAAGAGGCCUUUUCUUUGUCCUCUCCGGAAAACUACCACUAUCUCCGUCAGUCGGGCUGCAUCAACGACCAGACGAUCAACGAUAAAUGCACUUUUAAUGACAUUCUGAAUGCAAUGCGCACCAUGCAGUUCACUGAGGAGAACAUAGCGGAGGUUUUGCGUCUCCUCUCCGGGAUUCUCAACGUGGGGAACAUCGAGUUUGAGACAGCAGGGGGCGCUCAAGUCGCCACCAAAUCAGCUCUGAGUCGCACGGCGGAGCUGCUGGGGCUGAACUCGGAGCAGCUGUCGGAGGUGCUUACUCACCGCUCCAUGAUCCUGAGGGGGGAGGAGAUCUGCACACCUCUCACUGUGGACCAGGCGGUGGACUCUCGGGACUCGAUGGCGAUGGCACUUUACUCCCAGUGUUUCAACUGGAUCAUCCACAAACUCAACACCCGCAUCCAGGGAAAGAACGACUUCCGCUCCAUCAGCAUCCUGGACAUCUUCGGCUUCGAGAACUUCGAGCUGAACCGAUUCGAACAGUUCAACAUCAACUACGCAAACGAGAAGCUGCAGGAGUAUUUCAACAAACACAUCUUCUCCUUGGAGCAACUGGAAUACAACAAAGAGGGUCUGGUCUGGGCGGACAUCGACUGGAUGGACAACGGAGAGUGCCUGGAUCUGAUCGAGAAGAAACUGGGUCUUUUGGCUCUUUUGAACGAGGAGAGCCACUUCCCCAAAGCCAGCGACGGGACCCUGCUGGAGAAACUGCACUGUCAGCACUCUAAAAACCCGUUCUACGUGAAGCCUCGAGUCGCAGUGCACUAUUUUGGAGUGAGGCACUACGCAGGAGAGGUGGUGUACGACGUCAGAGGAAUGUUGGAGAAGAACAGAGACACGUUCAGGGACGACAUCCUCAACCUCCUCCGAGAGAGCAGGUUGGACUUUGUGUAUGAUCUGUUCGAACACGUUGUGAGUCGUAACAAACAGGACACUCUGAAGAGCAGCACGAAGCACCGCCGUCCGACCGUCAGCUCACAGUUCAAGGACUCUCUCCACUCUCUCAUGGCCACGCUCAGCACUUCCAACCCCUACUUCAUCAGAUGCAUUAAACCAAACAACCACAAGACCUCACCCAGACCUCACCCAGACCUCACCCAGACCUCACCCAGACCUCACCCAGACCUCACCCAGACCUCACCCAGACCUCACCCAGACCUCACCCAGACCUCACCCAGACCUCACCCAGACCUCACGCAGACCUCACCCAGACCUCACCCAGACCUCACGCAGACCUCACCCAGACCUCACCCAGACCUCACCCAGACCUCACCCAGACCUCACCCAGACCUCACCCAGACCUCACCCAGACCUCACCCAGACCUCACCCAGACCUCACGCAGACCUCACGCAGACCUCACGCAGACCUCACGCAGUCCUCUCCCAGUCCUCACCCAGUCCUCACCCACCCCUUCUCCCAGUCCUGGUCUGUGUUUUAUCCUGACUCAGAUUCCCAGAUCUUCAUAA
Knipowitschia caucasica is the source of this 2424-nucleotide messenger RNA. NCBI's taxonomy places the organism in Eukaryota, Metazoa, Chordata, Actinopteri, Gobiiformes, Gobiidae. The record is from the annotation of a GenBank genome assembly.